Molecule: messenger RNA, 4419 nt
Organism: Exaiptasia diaphana
Lineage: Eukaryota; Metazoa; Cnidaria; Anthozoa; Actiniaria; Aiptasiidae
Product: protein phosphatase 1 regulatory subunit 12A
Exons: 16
Coding region: 34-2775 (913 amino acids)
Cellular component (GO): cytoplasm
Molecular function (GO): phosphatase regulator activity; enzyme inhibitor activity; protein kinase binding
Source: RefSeq, a predicted model, not a curated record
GGUGCUGAGCUUGAACCGUAACGUCAUGGGAAGAUGGCGGACGGAACCUCGAGAGCAGGCAAUGCCCUACAGAAGCGCCAGGAAUCUUUAAAAAGAUGGAAAGGCAGUGAAACAGAUAGACAACCUGUAGACCGAUCCAAGAAGAAAGCUAAAAUCAAAUUCAACGCAGGGAUUGUAUUUCUUUCGGCGGUUUCUAGCGGUGAUGUGGACGAAGUGAAGAAAUUGUUAGCAAAAGGGACAGACAUCGACUUUCAAAAUGUCGACGGACUUACAGCUCUUCAUCAGGCUUGCAUAGAUGAAAGUUUCGAUUUAGUCAAGAUUUUAGUUGCGAAUGGGGCUCGUUUGGAUAUUAGAGACAACGAGGGUUGGACUCCUCUACAUGCUGCCGCUAGCUGUGGAUCUGUUGAAAUCGCCAAAUAUCUUAUACAAAAAGGCGCAGAUGUUGCUGCCGUCAAUAAUGAGGGGGAGUUACCCCUGGAUCUUGCAGAGGAGGAGGAYAUGGAGGAUAUUCUUACUGAUGAAAUUGAACGACUAGGAAUUGAUGCUGAAGAAGCACGAAAUGUAGAAGAAAAAUUAAUGUUAGAAGAUGCCCAAAGCUGGCUAAACAAGAAUUGUAUAAAUGACUUAAAAGAUAGAACAGGAGCAACAGCUCUACAUGUAGCAGCUUCUAAGGGAUAUCUAAAAGUUAUGGCGUUGCUAUUACAGCUCAAUGUAGACCCUAAUGAAAAAGAUCAUGAUGGCUGGUCUCCACUACAUGCUGCAGCUCAUUGGGGCCAAACUGAGGCUUGUGAGGUUUUAGCAGAUAAUGGUGCAGACUUUACUGCUAGGAAUAAAGUGGGUCAAACACCCAUAGAUUUAGCUGAACCUGAUAUGGUAAAAAUUCUAGAAGAACUUAAAAAGAGGCAAAAUGAUAAAAGCAAAUUGAAAGAAAAUGCUCCUCGAAUAAGUAAUGCUGUGCCUCCAUUAAAAAGAAGUAGUACUACUGGUUUUAAGGACCCAUCAUUAAACAAUGACAACACUGACUAUGAUCUCGCAGGACUGAUGAGUUCAAUAACGAGAAUAAAAGAUCAAAACUUAGGUCUAAAAGAUAUAUGUCAAGAACGAAAGGAACUGGACAAAAGUCGGGAACUCACUCCUCAAAAACCUCGUUAUGCCAAAGUACCAAACUUUACCGAGUCGCCCAAGGAAGACAAAGAAAAAGAAGARAAGGGAUUUAAAUUCGAMAAGGAUGAAAGUGAAAGUGAUAGCGAGACUGAUAGCGAAACGGGUUCCGAAGAGGAAUCUUCGGAAGAAGAGCCUGCUCCCGUAAAAUACCCAGUCUCUGUUAAUCCUAAAAACAUUACGAACUCACACAGACAACCGGCUGCUUCUAAGCAGCCUGUGAAAUCUGAGUCCUCCGGGUCCGAAACACAGAGCGAAAGCGAAGAAGAGCAAAAGCCUGCCCCUACACGCCCUUCAUACGGGACUCGAUCAAACCCAAGCUCAACGAGUACAACGUACCCUCGGACAACUGCUCAACGUAACUCGAACACUACUUCUGCAGUGUCAACAAGUCGGCAGCCUUCGACUGGUGGGUCAAGUACGCUAAGGUCACCUUUUCUUGACCAGGAUAAAAAGACUACGCCCUCAUCUCCUGUCUCGAAAACUGAACCCUCUAGAUAUACUUCACGUUUUGAGAAUCGUGAUUCUACGUCCCGGUUAACUAAUGUUACAACACCAGUUCGUACAACUGCGUCUGCGACAAAUACUUCUACCACCGUGACAACUUCGAACAGAGGCCGAACAGGCAGCGCAACAUCAUCAGACAAAGACGAUACGACGACUAGCAUCAGUACUAGAAGAAAGGCCCAUAAAGUAACCAAACGGGCAGGAACAACAUAUGUCGGGAAUGUAGCCCCGGAUGAUGAUGAUGACGAUGAUGAAAGUAAAGAUAAUGAUGUUGCUAGUAAGGAUACUUCUAAAGAUACCAAGAAGGAAUCAACCAGUGCGUCCUCAGACUAUACACGUGGACGAAAUCGCCCAACAGUAACCRCCACAGAUAAGAAUGAAGACAGCGUAUCGAACAAGAAAUUACGUACAGAGGACAAGGAUAAUGACGAUAAAAUUUCAUCUUGGAGGCAAAAGCGAUUGGAGCGAGAGGCCCAGCGUAAGGAAAAGGAGCAACGAGAGAAAGAGCAGGAAAAAGAAAAAGAGAAUGAAAAGGGAAAAGAAAGCGAAGUCCCGCGCUCACGGUAUAGUCGUCGCCAAGAACGAGAACAAAAGGUGAGCGAAACAAACUCGAGUAUUUCUAGACAAAAGGAAGAAAGGGAGAAGGAAAGUGACGUUACACUCAGCUCCGGCACACGAAGACACAGACCAAGGAAGUUAAGAGACGAACGGCGUGGUACAGGCGUAGCCUACAUGCCUACUGAAGAGAGUGAUGACUCGCAAGAUUCUAAGAAGAAUACCAAGGCAAAUGAGGUGGCUGAACCAAGGACGUCAUCUUACAGACAUAGCAGGAACUUUGAUAGGGAUUCUAGUGAUUCCAAGAGCUACAGGUACAGCGGACUCACGAGUUCCCCUGUCUACAGCCCAAGUCAAUACUAUGGCGGAUUCUCGAGUACAUCGUCUUACAGCCCGAGGCAAUACUACUAUUCGGAUUACCGAGACCGACCCGAAAAAACUCCAAGAACAACUCCAAGAAGCUCAUAUAGAACUUCAGGAGUACAAAGUGAAACUAGAGACUACUACCCAAGAAAAGGAAAAAUUAGAACAAAAACUUACACAAUUAACUGAAGAUUUGAAGCAAUUAGAUGACCUGAAGGCCGAGAAUCAAAAACUGAAAGAUGAAAAUGGUGCCUUGAUUCGUGUAAUUAGUAAGUUGUCCAAGCCACCAACGUGACAAUAACAACAACAACAAAGGAAUAUAUAUAUACAUAAACCAUAUAUAUAUAUUAUAUAAAUACCAUCUCCGUUAUGAGGAUCUAGUAUCCAAAACAAUUUUCCGAGAGAAAACCAAAUAACCCCAAUUUGAACUCACCCCUCCCCUGAGAGAAGAUUAUCAAACAAAGUAGGGUAKUGAGGGGGCAUUGUUUUUGUUAAAUGUGUAGAUAUACUGUACUUGUUAUAUACGAUAAUAAAAAAGAAAAAAUAAAGAUGCCGCUUAGAAGAAGAAAAAAGCCAGUACCGGCCAGGUUUAUUGCCAAUAUUUUACAAUUUUGUACGAGAAAGGCUGUGAUACUUGUGCUUCGAAGGUAGUUUUUUAUAUAUGAUAUUAUAUUGAUGUAUUUGUGGUCAUUAUUGAUAUCUAUUAAUGUUUAUUGGGGUAUUAGUUUGUCUAUAUCGUAAGAACGUUUUUCUAAACUUCACUGUUCUGUGUCUGCUGGUAGGACAGUCUAUUGCGGCCAAAUUGUCCCCACCCUACCCCCCAACAGACAGUAGUAUUUUGGGCAACAAAGUCGUGUAAGAAAAGUAAUUAAAUUUGUAACUUAAAAUAUUUGUAUUUUCUGGUCUUUUUGAUUGAUUUUCUUUGUUUUAUAAUACAAUUGUGUACAAUUGAAAAUAUAUAAAUAGAAAAAUAUUAUCUAUUUUAGACACGAAUGUCGUCCCUUUUUCCCUCCCGGCCAAAUCUGAAUCAACCAAUAGCAAGAUAAUACAUAAAGAUAUUCAUUAGGGAGAAUAUGAGGCGCAUUUAUGGGCAGCGGGAUGAGUCAAAUGAGUCAUGCGUUGAAUUUAGAGGCAGUCGCAAAUAUGACAUUCUUUCUUUUUCAGACAGAUUCGACUAUACUCGAAAAUCGAGAUACGAUUUCUGAUAUCAUUAGUUUGAUAUGGAGAAGUAAGUCUGGCUUAGCACUGUCAUUGCACAUGCCUAACUAAGAUUGCACAUAAUUCAUUUGAAAUUACUCGUCUGCACGAUAUCUCAAUGAAUUCUCGAACACAGAGUUUUAGUUUUAUAUGACGAACUAAUGAAAACCGCUUGUUUUUCGGCGGCAAAGCUUUUCCAAUGAUGUAUAUUAAAUGAUUUCAAAAUAGCAGCUACUCGUUUGGUAUAGUGUCGAAUAGAUUGUCAGAAUAAUCAUUCCUUUGCAUGUCUUGAUUUUUCAUAUACUCCACAUUACUCCUUUUCAGUCACAAACUGAGAUCUAAAAGUUCAUCUCCAUAGCAACCAGCCUCAUUUUAAUUGUCUUAGCAACCGUUGCUAUGAAGUCUCCUUGUUCACAUGGUAACCGUUUCUUACUGGCCUAGUAACUGCUAUUUUGAUUUGAUGAAUUUCUAAAGAAAUAGAUGGAGUUAGUUGAUUAUUUUGAAUGUUUAUGUAGUUAUUAAAACAUUAAGAUGACCUGGUGGUCACCGACACAAUUCAGCAUAUUGGAUAUUCCAAUUUUCUGUAAUAAAUUUGUUGGCCUUUGAUAUAUCUAAUAAAACUAUUCUGAAAAAGGA